Messenger RNA from Astyanax mexicanus (Mexican tetra), 2937 nucleotides. RefSeq lists its product as uncharacterized. The transcript is spliced from 3 exons. Gene Ontology annotation, molecular function: ubiquitin-protein transferase activity. The record is from RefSeq and is a predicted model, not a curated record. The coding region runs from base 156 to 2609 and encodes 817 amino acids. Lineage: Eukaryota; Metazoa; Chordata; Actinopteri; Characiformes; Acestrorhamphidae.
UCGAUAGGACACCGGCGGCCAUAUUUUCAAAAGAAAAGUCCCGAUAUCGUUUCUACGCUGUUGUUUUUGCGGCUUCUUUAAUUUAAUGUUGUGUUUGGGAGAAUUUGGAGUGACCCGCUGCCCGGUUCUCCCAUUCCCGUCGUUUCUACUCGGAUAUGGACUCCGUCCAGAACCGGGUACCGGAGGAGGAGCGCGGGUCGGGGGCUGAGGAGAUCAGCGCGGUGAAGGAGGAGGCAGCGGACCGGGGGAGCAGCAGCAGCGGGCAGGCGGACGCGUUCAGCGGGAAGACGAGCACUUUCAGCGGGCAGACGGAGGCAGAACCGCCGGGUGUUAAACAGGAGGGAGAGGAGGAGUGGACCGUGGGGGUGAAGGAGGAACCGAGCCCGGUUCGGAUCGGGUCGGAAGCGGAGAGUCCGGCGGAGAUAGAGGUGAAUUUGGAGCUGGGAAGCGAGUCGGAGGAGAGCUCGGAGAACCGGUCCGGUUCCCACAGCAGAGGCCGGAAAAGAGCUCACCCGUUCCCGCAGGAGCAGCUCAGAGAGAUGGAGGAGCCGUCAGCACUCGUCGACUUCCUUCGGGAGAGAGGGAUUUCAGAGGACCUGAUCCAGCGAAUGGAAACGGAUAAGAUUGAUGUCUCUGUGAUUCCACUGAUGGCUGAAACCGAACUUCAGCAGUACAUCCCUCAUUACGGAGAUCGACUAGCAGUCAUAGACUAUUGCCUUAAUAACCAGCCUCCUGAACGGAGAACCCAAAUGAUGGACCGACUGCAGACCACGCUGUUCGGCCCGAGAGAGGAGGUCUCCAGAAAGCACAUGGGCAACACUUACGCCAAAAAGAAAGCCAGGAGAGUGGAGCUCGGGUGGAUGAACUAUAAUGAGAAAAGCUGCAACUUCAAGCAGGUUCGCACUGCCAACGGUGGAGGAACCAAACACAUCAGCAUCAACAAGCAGGCGAAACUGUGUGACGUUCAGAAAAUGGCUGAGAGGAUCUUCUUUCCUACUGGAGCUUCCAGGUUCUUCUAUCUUAAGGAUGUUGACUGCGACAUCCGGGACUUCUCUCACAGGCGUCUGGAUCAGAGCCUAACUGUGGAAGAUCUUUAUAAAGCAAAUAAAGCGAAAAUUGUGAGACUCUACCUCUUUACAAAAAAGCGCAACGUGAACAAUGGUGUGAACAAUGGCACGAACAACGACGUGAACAGUGUGCCCAGUUCCCUAGAAUUUUCUCAGGGGGGUAGCAGCAGUUACUUGCAGCUGGAGAACGGUGACUUCGGAUUUCGUGCGGCACAGAGCCAAACUUUUGAAAAUCACCAGACUUCUCGAGAAGGUAGUAAUAACACACAUGGUACAGUGAGAUUCGACCAAGGAUACGAUGAAACCUAUUGGGAGGAACUGAAUCCGGAGAACAGUUACGUCGCAAAUACCGAAUGGAUGGUGGAACAUAACAACGAAGAUUCUCUGAAUAAUUCAGACGUCGGCAGAAUCGUUCCACACGUCGGUGAGGUUCCAACAAGCACUGGGAACGCCUUCACGAUAAAAGUUGGCAAGGAGGAGGAGCUCGGAACACAAGCUGAGAUUAUCGAUUGCGACAGUUUCGACGACACUGUUUCUUUCGAAGACGAUACUAGGAAGCUUGCUGUUGUGGUACGGCGAGGAAGCUGUCUCAAAGAUAUGAUGGCUGCUUUCAAUGACCCAACAAUAAUGGACAAGGACCUGAUAAUCCAUAUGAAGCUUCCUAACGGAGCAUUGGAAACACAAACUGGACCGGGAGUUUUCAGGGAUUGCCUUUCUGAAUUUUGGAGCGAAUUUUACCACAGAUGUACUCUAGGGGCGGAUGUUAAGGCACCGUUACUAAGACAUGAAUUUCAAGCCCCUGAGUGGCAGGCCAUUGCGAGGGUUCUUGUAAAAGGUUGGCUUUCCGAAAAAUACUUCCCCGUUCAUCUCCCGCUUCCGUUCUUGGAACAGGCGUUCUACGGAACGAUCUACAGCAGCGUGACGGACGCUUUUAUGCUCUACGUCUCAAAGAAUGACCGAGAGGUUCUUCGACAAGCAUCAAACGACUUUUUGUCCGUAGACGAAGAGUCACUGCUGGACGUUCUCGGUUCGUACGAAUGCCAUCGGAGACCAACUGCAGAAAACCUCGUCCCACUCCUGUCUCAGCUAGGCCACAAAGCUCUCAUCCAAGCGCCAACGUAUGUGAUCCAGUGUUGGAAGCCUGUUCUUGCGGAUCUUGCCAGAACUCUCUCCCCAAAGAAAUUGGUGGAGAUCAUCGAGGAACGAGUUCCAUCGCCCAAGAAGGUGAACGCUGUUCUGAAAUUCCCAGAAGACAUGAACGCCCAACAGACUACAGUAUCACGAAACCUGAAACGGUACAUCAGGGAAAUAGAUGAAGGUACCCUAGAGCGCUUUCUUCGCUUCUGUACGGGGGCGGACGUUCUCUUCGGAAAGGACAUCGCAGUGCAGUUCUCUGAAAAGAAAGACUUGGAAUGUCGCCCACAAGCACAUAUGUGUUCAUGCCUUCUCGUACUGCCUGUAAAAUACCAGAAUUACCCAGAUCUGCGGAGUGGCUUCAGUGCUGUUCUUAAUAACUCAGUUUCGGUAAUGAAUAUCAUAUAAUAUUGUAUAAUAUCAUAUAUACGGAAAGCACUGUUAAGUUAACCGGUUGUAUACAUACUUAGGGAUGUCUCAAUCUAAUCCAGGGGAUCAGGUAUCGAGUAUUAUUUUAUUAUAUUUAUCUCAAUAUAGGUUGGGUUAUUUAGUUAUUCUUUUGACACUGGUGUCCAUCCUCAAGAUAUUAAAUGUGGACAUUACUGUGUAGCCAACAGUACUGAGGAGAGUUUUCAGAAGAGUUUGCAUUGUGAAACUGUAUUAUUUUACAGUGGGGCAAAAAAAAACACUCCAUAAUAUUUAAACUAAACUAUACAUUUUUUUUUUUUUUUUUUUU